AUGGAAUUGACUCAUUUACUAUGUUUGUUGACAUCAUUUGUCACUGUAAUUAACGCAUGGUCCCCUACAAACAGUUAUGCCCCAGGUAAAAUAGAUUGUCCUGCAAAUUCUUCAUUAACUAGAGAUGCAAAUGAAAUUUCCCCAUGGGAAAAAGAUUGGCUUGAAGGUAGAGAUCAAGUAUCUAAAGAAAAUUUAAUUGAAUUUUUAAAUCAUGCAAAUAUGACUGAUUUUGAUGCUGAAUCUUAUCUUAAUGGAUUAGAUCGUUCUAUUAAAAUCGGGAUUGCCUUUUCUGGUGGUGGUUAUAGAGCAAUGUUGAAUGGUGCUGGUCAAAUGGCUGCAUUAGAUAAUAGAACUAGAGGUGCUUGGGAACAUGGUUUAGGUGGUUUAUUGCAAGCUUCUACUUAUCUUGUUGGUUUAAGUGGUGGUAAUUGGCUUGUGGGUUCAAUUGUUAUGAAUAAUUGGACUUCAGUACAAGAUAUUUUGGAUAAAAAUGAAAUUUGGGAUAUUUCUCAUUCAAUUAUGAAUCCAGGUGGUUGGAAAGUUACUAAAACUUAUGAAUAUUAUAAAGGAAUUUCUGAUUCUUUAGAUGAAAAAAGAGAUGCUGGUUUUGAUGUUAGUAUUACUGAUACUUGGGGAAGAGCUCUUUCUUAUCAAUUUUUUAGUACUUUAAAUGAUACUGGUAAUGCUUUAACUUGGUCUACUUUACAAGAUGUUGAUGUUUUCCAAAAUUAUGAAAUGCCAUUCCCAAUUGUUGUUGCUGAUGGUAGAACUCCUGGUACUUAUAUCAUCAGUGCCAAUUCUACUGUUUUUGAAUUUAAUCCUUUUGAAAUGGGUUCUUGGGAUCCAUCUGUUUAUCAAUUUUCUCAAGUUAAAUAUUUGGGUACCGAAGUCACCGAUGGUGUUCCAAAUGAUGGAUGUAUUGGUGGAUUUGAUAACGCUGGUUUUAUCAUGGGUACUUCUUCUUCAUUAUUUAAUCAAUUUAUUUUACAAAUCAACACCACUUCAUUGUCAUCUAUCCUUAAAUCACUUGUUACUUCUAUUUUAUCUGAGAUUUCUGAUGAUGAUAAUGAUAUUGCUGUUUAUAAACCAAAUCCAUUUGAACAUAAUGACGUUGGUUGGUCACAAUCUAUUUCAAAUAAUGAUACUUUAUAUCUUUGUGAUGGUGGUGAAGAUUUACAAAAUGUUCCACUUUAUCCUUUGAUUCAAGAACAACGUGAUGUUGAUGUUAUUUUUGCUUAUGAUAACUCAGCUGAUACUAAUCAAUAUUGGCCAAAUGGUGCUUCAUUAGUUGCUACUUUUCAAAGACAAUUCACUAAUCAAAGUAAUGGUACUCAUUUCCCAUAUGUUCCUGAUGUUAAUUCAUUUGUUAAUUUGAAUUUAACUUCAAAACCAACUUUCUUUGGUUGUGAUGCUAGUAAUUUAACUUCAUUAACUCAAAAUAGAACCAGUGUUUAUGAUAUUCCAUUGAUUGUUUAUACUGCCAAUCGUCCAUUCAGUUAUUGGUCAAAUACUUCUACAUUCCAAAUGAAAUAUGAAACUGAUGAACGUAAUUCAAUUAUUCAAAAUGGUUUUGAAGUUGCUUCAAGAUUAAAUGGUACUUUAGAUGAUGAAUGGAAUGCAUGUGUUGGUUGUGCUAUUAUUAGAAGACAACAAGAAAGAGAUGGUGUUGAACAAUCUGAUCAAUGUAAACAAUGUUUCCAAAGAUAUUGUUGGGAUGGUAGUUUAUCCAAUGAAGAUUCAAUUAAUAUUAAUUUCACUACUGAUGGUGUUACAAAUGAUACUGAAACAAUGAGUGUUAAUAUUGGUUCUAUCUCAACUACAAGUUGGUCAGUAUGGGGUGUAUUAAUGGCCACUUUGGCAACAUUUUUAUUAGGUUAA
Molecule: messenger RNA, 1878 nt
Organism: Candida tropicalis MYA-3404
Lineage: Eukaryota; Fungi; Ascomycota; Pichiomycetes; Serinales; Debaryomycetaceae
Gene: PLB3
Product: lysophospholipase
Exons: 1
Coding region: 1-1878 (625 amino acids)
Biological process (GO): glycerophospholipid catabolic process
Cellular component (GO): extracellular region; plasma membrane; intracellular membrane-bounded organelle
Molecular function (GO): A2-type glycerophospholipase activity
Source: RefSeq, a predicted model, not a curated record